Molecule: messenger RNA, 668 nt
Organism: Melampsora larici-populina 98AG31
Lineage: Eukaryota; Fungi; Basidiomycota; Pucciniomycetes; Pucciniales; Melampsoraceae
Exons: 3
Coding region: 1-345 (114 amino acids)
Source: RefSeq, a predicted model, not a curated record
AUGUCUCAACCAGUUGCCUUUUACAAGCUCCACAACGUAUUCAAGUACACGAUCCCACCUCAUCUUCAUAAGUUCAUUGAGCGCGACUACGAUUUCCGCCUUGCUACAAAAUCCGAACAUCAGGAAAUACAUCAGAUCUUCUUUCCCCAGCGCCACACCGCGACACAGAUCACCAAAAAAGAUAUCCUCGAGCGUUUCGAGAUGUUUGUGCUCCCCUGCAUCCUCGCUUGUUCAAUCUGGCGUCCUUCGGAAAACCUGUUGGUGUAUUAUGAAGAGCUAGUACCAGUGUUUGAAGCCGUUGAAGUGGACUUGCCGGGUGAAACAUCGACCCCAUCCCAUCAAUGAGGGGACCGCUCAUUUUAAACCACUCCGAUCAUAGUUCAUCCGAUCCGGCAUCAAACACUACGUCGGAUGCAUGUUGUACAUACUCGGGUCAACUCUCCAUCUAGGACGAAAGAAGAAUUCGAGAUAUUUAGAUUACUGCCCCAAAUAUGUUGUAUAGACCCGAUCUCUUACCAUUUGUUGUCAUGUCAUUUCCUUGGAUAAACUGGUCUCUUACCGUUUGUUGUCAUCUCGUGUCUUUGGAUGACUGGUCUCUUACCGUUUGUUGUUAUCUUCCCUUUUGUGAAUGUUACAAGUCAAUAACAAUAUUAGAUUCCAAGACGCUA